AUGCUGCGGAGGCUCCUGCUCGCCAGGGCCGGCCCGUGGGGGCAGCCGGCCGGGACGCGCGCCCGGGACCCUCGGGCGCCUCUUCCCUGUGCCCGUCCCAGGAGAGGGCUCGGCGACGAGGCCAGGGGAGUGCGGGAUGCAGCUUCCCAGGGUGCAAAUCCAGAUUUUCAGCCCUUCAAAAAUGACCGCAGGCCUACGAAUUUCGACAAGAAGGUGUUAGUGUGGGCAGGACGCUUUAAAAAGGAGGAGGAGAUUCCUGCGCUCAUCUCGUCUGAGGUCCUGGAUGCCGCAAGGAACAACGUGAGGAUAAAAGUUUGCUACGUCAUGAUUGCGCUGACCUUGCUGGGCUGUUUGGCCAUGGUCAUUUCAGGCAAAGAAGCUGCUAAGAGGGAUCACACACUGCUGAGGAUGAAUACAGAGAAGAAGGCCAAAUGGAGGGCUGAAGCAGAGAGAGAUCAGGAGGCAGCUACUGAGACACCGCAAUGAUCGAGAACAGACUUAUUUUAACAGCAGGAGAUAAGUGUUUAGCACACAUGGCAUGUGUACCUGUUUUCAUUUAACUCUUUGGAUCUUUUUCACUGCAACUCUCUCAGGGCAAGGACUUCAUUGCUUAAAAAGUGCUCAAUACGAACUGUGAAAAUUCCCAUGGAAAUUCCAGUGGAUGUUUUCCAUGCUCUCUGGUCCUUGCUGCUGGGCUAAGCAGAUGAGACCUCUGUAUUUCAGCAAUCAGAAGUUGGGAUGGAUGCAGGACCCUCCAGCACAGGCUCAGCUCUGCAUGGCCACCUCAGUGUCACCUCCACCACAGACAUCAGGGAUCACAUAAAGGUGCAGAGUUCCUCUAAUGACAACAGAGUUGGCCAAAGUGACUGGGGCAGUGGGGGAAGAGGUCUGGAAUAUGCUUUAAAAUAACAAAUAAGUCAAUCGUGUCUCUACCUCUAAUCCUGUUGUACCUCUCUGGU
Molecule: messenger RNA, 959 nt
Organism: Nothoprocta perdicaria
Lineage: Eukaryota; Metazoa; Chordata; Aves; Tinamiformes; Tinamidae
Product: protein FAM162B-like
Exons: 4
Coding region: 1-486 (161 amino acids)
Biological process (GO): cellular response to hypoxia; neuron apoptotic process; positive regulation of release of cytochrome c from mitochondria
Cellular component (GO): mitochondrion
Source: RefSeq, a predicted model, not a curated record